Messenger RNA from Bufo gargarizans (Asiatic toad), 939 nucleotides. Its product is annotated as olfactory receptor 52E2-like. Gene Ontology annotation, molecular function: olfactory receptor activity; G protein-coupled receptor activity. The record is from RefSeq and is a predicted model, not a curated record. The transcript has a single exon. The coding region runs from base 1 to 939 and encodes 312 amino acids. Gene Ontology annotation, biological process: G protein-coupled receptor signaling pathway. Gene Ontology annotation, cellular component: membrane. Lineage: Eukaryota; Metazoa; Chordata; Amphibia; Anura; Bufonidae.
AUGCUUUUGAUGAAUGAUUCCCAUCCAUUUGUCUUCAUCUUACUUGGGAUUCCAGGUCUAGAAAACAUCCAGAGUUGGAUUUCCAUCCCCUUCUGUUGUAUGUACAUUAUUGCCUUCUUCGGGAAUAUUGUCAUCCUACUUAUCAUCAGAUCUGAGAAGAGUCUUCAUGAGCCCAUGUUCUUCUUUCUGUCCAUGUUAUCUAUGACAGAUAUGGUUCUGUCAUCUUCCACCCUUCCUAAAAUGUUGGGGAUAUUCUGGUUUAAUCUACGGGAGAUCUGUUUUGAUGCUUGUUUAACUCAAAUGUUUAUCAUCCACUCCUUUACUGCCAUGGAAUCAGGGUUUUUCUUGGCUAUGGCAUUUGACCGAUUUGUGGCCAUAUGUAACCCCCUGAGGCACUCGUUUAUUUUAUGCAGAAAGAACGUUCUUGUAGUUGGGAUUUCUGUGGUAUUUCGAGGUCUGGUAUUUUUCUUACCUCAUCCAUUCAUUGUAAGAAGCUUGACUUUUUGUCAAACCAAUAUCAUCCCUCACACUUACUGUGAGUUUAUGGCUGUCAUAAAGCUGACAUGUGGAGACUCAUCCAUGACCAAGUCCUACAGCUUGACUGUGGCCUCUUUGAUGGGUGUUUUCGAUCUUCUAUUGACAAUCAUGUCAUAUGCUUUAAUCCUUCAUACAGCCCUCAAUCUUCCCACCAAGCAGGCUGGUCUCAAAGCCCUCAGCACAUGUACUUCCCACAUUUUAGUCAUCUUAGUUUUCUAUACCACGGCCACAUUCACUUUUGUCACCCAUCGAUUUGGCCACAAUAUUCUGCCACAGAUCCACAUCAGUAUUGCCAAUAUUUACCUUUUGGUUCCACCAAUGUUAAACCCUCUUAUUUAUGGAGUAAGGACUAAGAAGAUUCGACAGAGGAUUGUCCAUGUGUUUUACUCUGCAGGUGUCUAA